CUCUUUGUCUCACAUUGAAACACACAUAAAGAGUCUGUACCACACACAAAUACUUCCAAAUCUCAAAUUUCUCUCUCCCAUUAUGAUCAAUUUCCUGCUUCUUUCUUAUCUCUAGAACUCAAUCAUUCACUCUUUUUUGCCUCUUUUGAUCUAUAAAAAUAAUUGUUUCUUGCCAAACUUCAGCAAAAAACAAUGGCAGAAACAGCAAAAUAUACACCUAUCAAUGGUGGAACUCUAAUAACAGACUUGAAAACUCACUUUUCAGUUCUUAAAACAAAAAGAACUGUUGCUUGUGCAUAUGGUUUUGUGUUAGUUUUCAUUGUUGUCACUACUUUCUUGGCUUUUAGUCCUUCAAAUAACCCUUCUUCUCCAUGGUUCACUAACAUUUUUUCUUUAAACAAAGAAGAAAAUGGUUCUUAUAGAUCUCACUUCUCUUCAAUUUUCUCUAACCUUUUCCCAAAAUCUUCACAGCAAGUUGAGAAUUCUAGUUCUAAUGUUCCAAGAACUUCAAACAACAAAUUUGAGCAACCCCAUUUGGAUAAAGAGCCAUCAAUUGGUCAAAAAACUCAAAAUUAUACUCAGAAUAAUGAGUCUUUUGAUAAAGCUGGAGUCUUGGAAAAGCCCUUAAAUCUUUCUGUAAAUGUACCUAUAAAUUCUUCUGUGUUGAGUAAUAAAGAAUCAUCAGUUGUGAAGAAUCAAACUCAAAGUACAGAUUUUGAUGAUAAAGUUGGAAUCUUGAAAGCAAAUCACAGCACAAUUCAGGCUCCCAAGUCUCCAGCAACUGUAAAUGAGACUCAAACUAAAGAUUUUGUUGAUAAAGUUGGAAUCUUGGAAGCAAAUGACAGCACAAUUCAGGCUCCUAAGUAUCCAGCAACUGUAAAUGAGACUCAAAGUAAAGAUUUUGAUGAUAAAGUUGGAAUCUUUAAGGCAAAUCAGAGCAGAAUUGAGGGUCCUAAGUCUCCUGCAACUGUAAAUCAGACUCAAAAUAAAGAUUUUGAUGAUAAAGUUGGAAUCUUCAAGGCAAAUCAGAAGCAAAAUUCAGCACCAAAGUCCUCUUCUGAGGAAAAAAGUGUUAACAAGAAUGGAGAAAAAGGAAUUGCAGAAAAGGAAGUGAGGAGAAAUUAUACUUCUUCUCUGGGGAAGAAGCAGCUAAAGGGGACAAAUUUGGAAAAGAAAAGUGAUGGAGAUUUGGUUAAGUCUUUGUUGAAUUGUGAUUUCUUUGAUGGGAAUUGGGUGACAGAUGAAUCAUACCCUUUGUAUAAACCUGGUUCUUGUUCUCUUAUUGAUGAACAAUUCAACUGUUUUCGUAAUGAUAGGCCUGAUACUGGUUACUUGAAGAUGAAAUGGAAACCCAAGGCCUGUAGUCUUCCCAGAUUGAAUGCCACUCAUAUGCUGGAAUUGUUAAGAGGAACGCGUCUAGUAUUCGUUGGCGAUUCCCUCAAUAGGAACAUGUGGGAGUCCCUUAUUUGCAUUCUUAGAAACUCAGUAAAAAAUCAGAAAAAGGUUUAUGAAGUAUCCGGAAGACACCAUUUCAGGACGGAAGCUUCAUAUUCGUUUAUAUUUGAAGAGUAUAAAUGCAGAGUUGAGUUCUUUGUGUCUCCUUUCUUGGUCCAACAAUGGGAAGUUGCAGAUAAAAAAGGAGGGAAGAAGGAAACGCUCCGACUUGAUUUGAUUGGAGAGUCUGCUGAUAAGUAUAAAGAUGCUGAUAUCUUAGUCUUCAACACCGGCCACUGGUGGACUCACGAGAAAACUUCCUUAGGGAAGGACUAUUAUCAAGAAGGAAGUCAUGUGCAUAAUGAACUAAACGUUCUUGAGGCCUUUCGAAGAGCAUUAACAACAUGGGGAAGAUGGAUCGAUGCCCAUAUAAAUCCCAAGAAGACGUUUGUUCUCUUCAGAGGUUAUUCCGCUUCUCAUUUCAGUGGUGGGCAAUGGAAUUCUGGCGGGGCAUGCGAUAGUGAAACAGAGCCGAUAAAGAAUGACACCUAUUUGACCCCCUACCCGUCCAAGAUGACAGUAUUAGAAAACGUCUUCAAAGGAAUGAAAACUCAAGUAUCAUAUCUCAAUAUUACAAGAAUGUCAGACUAUAGAAAAGACGGACACCCAUCGAUAUAUAGGAAACCGCAUUUGACGGACAAGGAGAGGAGAUCACAAUGGAGGUAUCAAGACUGUAGCCAUUGGUGUCUCCCCGGUGUACCUGAUGCUUGGAAUGAGCUGUUAUAUGCUGAAAUUUUGGUAAGACUACACCAGAAACAACAAGAGAAAAAGUCAUAGGUUAACAAACACUAUGUUUAACGGACUUUUCAAAAAUGUGGUCGGGUGCAUGUCUGAUCCUCCAAAAGUAGUUAUAGUUCAUUUUUGGAGAAUUUGGCACGACGUUUUUGGAGAGUACGGCAACAUAGAAUUUACAAACACACAUAGGAGUCAUGUACAUUGAAAUAAUGAGUCAAGCCUAUAUAAAAUGUGCUGGCUUUUUUUUUUCUUUGUUUUUUUGGUUUUGUUCUCGAAGUUACAUUUCUAUAUGGGGAAAAUAGAACAAAGAAACCACCUGAAGAAAAUCCAAAGAAAGAGUAAAUUAUGUAAGAGAGGAAGAGAGAGUUGAAGUUUCCCUUGAAAAAAGGAAUUUUGAUGUUUAAUUAUAGUUCUCUCAUGCUAUAAAGUGUUUUCAAGUCUUUGAGGGCUUGGAAAGUGUAAAUUCUCAAUAGUUUAUAAUAGAAAUUUUGAAUAAUUUAAGGAAGGAUA
This is a messenger RNA of Lycium ferocissimum, 2739 nucleotides long. Its product is annotated as protein trichome birefringence-like. Gene Ontology annotation, cellular component: Golgi apparatus. The transcript has 5 exons. NCBI's taxonomy places the organism in Eukaryota, Viridiplantae, Streptophyta, Magnoliopsida, Solanales, Solanaceae. The record is from RefSeq and is a predicted model, not a curated record. Gene Ontology annotation, molecular function: O-acetyltransferase activity. Bases 193 to 2271 code for a protein of 692 amino acids.